CUCAAUGCAAACACUAUGCGGAGAGCAAUCGGCUUCCCUGCGCUGUGCCUGCUUCUUAAUCUUCAAGCUGCAGGAUGCUUUUCAGGAAAUAAUGAUCACUUUUUGGCACUUCAUCAUAAGAAGAGUGGGAAGCCAGCAUUCCUUUAUCACCAUUCACAAGACAUUGAGAAGAGCCUGGAUAUAGCUCCACAAAAGAUGUACAAACAUUCCUCUUCUGAAGCUCAAAUGAGUAAACACCACACAAUUGUUAAUUCAGCAUUUCCUCGACCUGCGUAUGAUUCAUCUCUCAAUCUGUUGGCUGUGGCUGGUCAAGAUCUCGAAGUGGAAAACCUUCCGAUCCCAGCAGCAAAUGUAAUUGUGAUAACACUGCAAAUGGAUGUCAACAAGCUGAACAUAACCUUGCUUCGAAUAUUCCGCCAGGGAGUGGCGGCCGCUUUGGGGCUCCUUCCCCAGCAAGUGCACAUCAACCGCCUCAUUGAAAAGAAGAACAGCGUGGAGCUCUUUGUGUCCCCCGUACCUGGAAAAGGAAGUGUUUCCGAGGCUCUGCCAUCUGAGGAAGUCCUGCGUUCACUUAACAUCAAUGUCUUGCAUCGGAGCUUAUCCCAGUUUGGAAUCACAGAAGUCUCCCCUGAGAAAAAUGUUUUACAAGGGCAGCAUGAAGCAGACAAAAUCUGGAGCAAAGAAGGAUUUUAUGCUGUUGUCAUAUUUCUCAGCAUCUUUGUUAUUAUAGUAACGUGUCUGAUGAUUCUUUACAGAUUAAAAGAAAAGUUUCAGCUUUCUCUGAGACAAGACAAAGAGAAAAACCAGGAGAUCCACCUGUCGCCCCUCGCCUUACAGCCAGCCCAGUCCGAGGCAAAGACAGGCAACAGCAUGGUCCAGCCUGAGCAGGCGCCGAAGGUGCUGAGUGUGGUCGUGGACCCUCAAGGUCAAUACGCUCCUGAGAUCAAAGCUACCAGCUCGGUCUGCCCUUCUCCUUUCAAAAUGAAACCCAUAGGACUUCAAGAGAGACGAGGGUCCAAUGUGUCUCUGACUUUGGACAUGAGUAGCCUGGGGAAUGUUGAACCCUUUGUGGCUAUACCAACCCCACGGGAGAAGGUUGCAAUGGAGUAUCUGCAGUCAGCCAGCCGCAUUCUCACAAGAUCACAUCUGAGGGAUGUCGUGGCAAGUUCACAUUUACUCCAAAGUGAAUUCAUGGAAAUACCAAUGAACUUUGUGGAUCCCAAGGAAAUUGACAUUCCACGUCAUGGAACUAAAAAUCGCUAUAAGACCAUUUUGCCAAAUCCCCUGAGCAGAGUGUGUUUAAGACCAAAAAACGUAACUGAUUCUUUGAGCACUUACAUUAAUGCGAAUUAUAUUAGGGGCUACCGUGGCAGAGAGAAAGCGUUCAUCGCCACACAAGGCCCCAUGAUCAACACCGUGAAUGAUUUCUGGCAGAUGGUCUGGCAGGAAGAUAGUCCUGUGAUUGUUAUGAUCACAAAACUGAAAGAAAAAAAUGAGAAAUGUGUGCUAUACUGGCCUGAAAAGAGAGGGAUAUAUGGGAAAGUGGAGGUUCUGGUUAUCGGUGUAAAUGAAUGUGACAACUACACUGUUCGAAACCUCGUCUUAAAGCAAGGAAGUCACACCCAACAUGUGAAGCAUUACUGGUACACCUCAUGGCCUGAUCACAAGACUCCAGACAGCGCCCAGCCCCUCCUACAACUCAUGCUGGAUGUAGAAGAAGACAGACUUGCAUCUGCAGGCCGAGGGCCUGUGGUUGUCCACUGCAGUGCAGGGAUAGGUAGAACAGGGUGUUUUAUCGCCACAUCCAUUGGCUGUCAGCAGUUGAAAGAAGAAGGACUUGUGGACCCACUGGGCAUUGUCUGCCAGCUUCGCAUAGACCGAGGUGGAAUGGUCCAAACCAGUGAGCAGUAUGAAUUUGUGCAUCAUGCUCUGUGCCUGUACGAGAGCAGACUUUCCACAGAAACUGUCCAGUGAUGCUCGGAAGAUUUACCAGACCAUCAAUCUCUAGGGGUGAUUAGUCAAUUACCCACUUGAGGCUUCUGGAAGGAGCUUCCUGCAACGUAAGGAACAAGAAGCCCUCCGGACAGGCUGUGCCAUGGAUUGUGGAAGACAGCAACAUGUUAAAGGCUGCCAGCCCCUUGUGUAUAUGAAUGCAUUUGUAAGCAUCUCCUAAGUUAUUUUGAAG
Artibeus jamaicensis (Jamaican fruit-eating bat) is the source of this 2185-nucleotide messenger RNA. RefSeq names its product protein tyrosine phosphatase receptor type R (gene PTPRR). The transcript is spliced from 14 exons. Gene Ontology annotation, biological process: protein dephosphorylation. Lineage: Eukaryota; Metazoa; Chordata; Mammalia; Chiroptera; Phyllostomidae. The record is from RefSeq and is a predicted model, not a curated record. Gene Ontology annotation, molecular function: protein tyrosine phosphatase activity. The coding region runs from base 16 to 1974 and encodes 652 amino acids.